Messenger RNA from Xyrauchen texanus (razorback sucker), 4000 nucleotides. RefSeq names its product cilia and flagella associated protein 61 (gene cfap61). The transcript has 25 exons. Lineage: Eukaryota; Metazoa; Chordata; Actinopteri; Cypriniformes; Catostomidae. The coding region runs from base 92 to 3583 and encodes 1163 amino acids. The record is from RefSeq and is a predicted model, not a curated record.
CAGGACGCUUGCUCACGGUUAGUUUAGCUUUUUGUUGACAGUUCAGGAGAAAUUUACAGUUUUGAAAACACCAGUCCACGAAAGAUUUAAUAUGAGCUCCAUCACCUCUUCAGCUGGUAAAGUUGAAAGUGUGACAGCCAGAAGAACUGAAUCCUCAGACGCUGAAGAGAUCAAUAAUCUGAUCAGCCCAUCAUCUGUUGCUGUGUUUGGAAGAGUCAAUGUUAUUCACCUUCUUGAGAAAGCAAAUUUAGCGGUGACCCUGAGCACAACACAGAAUAAAGUGCUUGCUCAUGCGGCUUUCUCCGACCACCCCAUGGUAGAGCUGGUCGAUCCAGCAUGCUGGGAGAAUGUACUUCAGAAUGACUUCAAACCCCUGAAUACUCUUUUCCUGCAUCUGUUUGUGGCUCAGCCUGGUUUUUCCAUAGGGGGCGCCAAAGAGAUAGUGAGAACGGUCUUCAAUACCAUCAUUGAGCUGGAAUACAUCUGCCUUAUGACUCCCUACAGAGGCACGCUUGAGCCAGCGCUGGAGAAGAUCUUUGAACCCAUGACGUCUGUUGAGGAGGAUGUUCAGUUUUCAGCCUACGUUUGUCAUCGACACAACCACUGCCCUUGGCUUAACGUUCGCAGAGCCAGAGUGGAAGAUCACGAUGACAUCAUGCACAUAUUUGGAGAUCAGAUCACGUCACUGGUGGAAUCCCAUGGGCCGUACUUCCUGUCUGAACUAAUCGAGACUCAAGACGAGGAGAAUCAUGCAGCUGUUUGUGAAAGUGAAGGAACUGUUGUUGGUUUCGUCAGUGUGAGUGGUCACAUUGACCUGAAGCUCCUCAAUAAGUGCUUUGAACUUGGAGGAUUUGAAGGACUGAGUAAAACAAAUCCAGCUAACCACACAGAAGAAACAGCGAAACCAGAGGAACCAAACCCCUCAGAGAAGGAGAACAAUGUCCCUGACACUCAGGAAUCAAAUGAAGCCAUAGGACCUUUGGAAUCAUGCAUCAAAGAAACAGUGGACUCCAGUAAGGACCCAGAACUGCACGAUUCUCCUAAUGUGUUCUGCAUCCAGCUCUUCACCAUGGAAAAGAGGUUUGAAAUGAGAUCAGCAGACUUCUUACCGUACCUGUUCAAAGUUUUCCCGGAUCGUGAUUUCUGUGUGAUCUCUGUACCUAAACUGGUCCCAGAAUUCCCGCUGCUGCAGUCUUUCAUUAGAGUCAUUCCUCACGACACCAGCACUUUUCCACAGGAGCUCUACCUGUGCCACCGCUGGGCACUGCUCAGGAUGUUUGAUGUGCGUGUGGUUGUGUCGUCCGAUAUCCCAGCAGUCCAGAGUUUGAUUGAGAGUCUCGGUCAGCAGGAAUCCGUCAGUGAGGAUCUGGAUCUGUUCCUGCAGAAACGGAAAGACUUGGACGGCACUGCUCUUCAGGCAUUUGUGGCUCAGGUUCAGGGGCAAAUUGUUGGUUUAAUAAUCAUCAGAGAUGAAGAGGACAUUGAGUUCAUCCGAGCCCACUUUGAUGUUGAGAGAUUCAUGUACUUCAGCAUUCACCAGAGAGAGGAACACGGUCGACUCUGUCACUUCUUUCUCAAACCCAUAUUCCAGCACCACACUAAACAUUUCUUUAAGGAGGUGCUGCGCUUGGCACACAAGUCCUGCUUGAACUACCCCCUCUAUCUGCACCAUAACAGACAGAAGAAAGACAGUCCUCAGUCUCUGCCAGCUGUGCUGAACUUCAUGGUACCCGUGAGUGCGAGACGACAAAUUAUCUACCCACUCGAGGAGCUGGGCAUCAACGCACCAUCCCAUCGAAUCACCAGAGAACAGGUUCCCUUUGCUCUGUACUACACAAACAGAAAGCUGACCAUGGAGCCAAAGGUCACCAUCAAUGCCAGAAUAGUGGUUGUAGGAGCAUCCGACACCAGUUUAGCUCUUCUUGAAGCACUGACUUUCUGUCCUCAUCUUGAAUUCAACAAUCUCACUCUCAUAUCCACUCAAGGCCUUUCAGAUUGCUACUCUGAUGACAGCAUGAGAUUUCUGGCUACAAGUCAUUCCUACAGCGAUCAGGAUCAGUCUCGGCUGUCUUUGCGUUCCUGGAUCAGCGUUGUGACGGGCAAAAUGACGGCCAUCAACCGGGAGGUCAAACAGGUCGAACUGGCGGGAAAUCAUAAAGUGAAUUAUGACUAUCUGAUCCUCUGCACUGGACUGCAGUAUCAGAUUCCCAGCCUCACCAGUACUGAUGUCUAUAACUCGACCACCAGCGGUCCGAACCCAAAUCAGCCCAGACACAGAUACACUGGGCCCAUUCCGUCCAGCCUCUUCACCCUCAACGACCAGCAUGACUGCGCAAAUGCCAAACACUGGCUCAUCAGCAAUUUUGUGGAGUUGACAGGUGAUGCUGUUGUUUAUGGAAACACUAUAGACGUCUACACCUGCGUAGAGACCCUCAUUCGUUUAGGUAUCAGUGGAGGGAGGAUUCAUGUAGUCCACCUACCUGAUGAUGACCAAUCCUCCUGUUUCCACGACAUCUCAGUGGAAAAUACAGUGAAACAGGCUCUUAAGAAAGAGGAAGUCCACAUCCAUCACAACUGCCUCUUGGCUCAACUCAAUGACGGACAGCACCCAGAUCCAAUAACAUCAGUGUCCUUCACCACUGAUGGCCCACCUCUACAACUGGAGUGUGGAGUCUUCUUCAACUUCUCUCAUAAAACCGUUGACUACAACGCCUUCAAGGCUAUCAAUGAUGCCUGUUUGGUGUUCGAUGGCCGUCUGGUCAUAGAUAGCACCUUCCAUACCAACGACCCCUCCAUAUAUGCUGCUGGCCCCUUGACCAAAUACUCCCGCCGUUACCAUGCCGACAAAUGGACCGGUUCCAGCUUUAAUUCUAAGGAGGUUGGGCAGAGUUUGGCAUCUGUUCUUCUGCCCUUAUUCGACCCGACUCUGGAGCCCACCAUCAGCCCCCCAUCUGACCUGGAGGACCUCAUUCCACUCUACAGUCAGGCCAAGAUCCAAGGUGGAAGGUUACCAGGCAGCUACAAUUACCUCAGUCUUACCAAACCGGCUGCCAACGAGCACAGAACUGCAUCAGCUCGUCAAGGACGUGAUAUUGUGACCGGCCGCACUGCAACCGGGAACUACUUUCACCUGUAUCUCAACCAGCACGAUGUAGUGGAGAGCAUCACGUGUCUUUCUAAGAAUGCACUUCCUGUCUCAAACCUCCUGUGCCUAUACGGCAAACACCAGCUGCUGCUGAAUCAUCUGUGCUCACGCUACGACGAGGGUUUGAUCCAUGACAUGUACAGUUUUUUCCAAGAGAGUUGGAGCUUGGCUCUUUAUCAUGACCGCUUUACUGACUUUGAGCAGGAAGUUCGCCAAAUCAUGGAUUCAGCCAAACUAGAGGGUGAGUGUGGUUUGAUGUCAAUUCAAGAGGUUCUUCAGAAGAUUGUGGAUGAUAAACAGGAGACAGACCAGCCGAUGAGUCUCAGCGAGAUGUUUCUGAAGAGUGAGGCGUGUCCUGCUCUGAAGAAAAGUGUUCUGGAUUAUCUCAAGUACAACAGAUAUCACCUGACCAUGUAUGCGCAGCCAGGACUGCUGUAAUCACUGUUAAAGGGAUAGUUCACGCAAAAAGGACAAUUCUGUCAUCGUUUCCUCACCCUCAUGUAGUUUCAAACCCGUAUGACUUUAUUUCUUCUGUGAAACACAAAAGGAGCCGAGGCUAACAUUCAGAAAAAGGUUUGGAACAGCAUGAGUGUGAGUGAAUGAUCACGUAAUUUUUUAUUAUUAUUAACAUUUAUUGAUUUAUUUCAUUGUUGGGUCAACUAUGCCUUAAAUGCCUUUAAUAUUAAGGUGCAUAAAACUCAGUACAUUGUAAUUUCUUUGUAUUUGCUGCAACAUGUGUUUUGGGGGUCAAACAUGUAUUGUGGUGGGGGUGGGUGGCAAAAAAAACUUGAGCAAAUAAAUAAAAGCUUCAUGCUUUUGUCACAUGCAAACCUUUUUGGUGUUAUGAGUGACAAU